AUGGUCGUCAACGCAAAGGCAACUGGGUCAUCCCAGCCCGACAACAGAUUCGGAAGCCGAGCCGAGCAGGAAGCAAGAUACGAAAGGUUGAAGUCAGGUCUUUCUCAACACAACGGAUCGGCACAAACCGACGAUCACUUCGUACGUGCCGCCUUGGAAGUGCUCCUCUCGUCGGAAUUGGUCAAGUUGAGACCCGACGAUACAGCCGGUAUUUUCACGAAGGAUGAAGCCAGGCGCGCAAUCUAUCGAAUCGGGAGGCUGCACCAAGAGUAUCAGUGGCUGACCUAUCGCACCGACCCAAAGAAAGCUGCCUGGCUCUGGACGUGGAGAGCUGUGAAGCACUUAUGGCUUGAGGGCAUGGGGACGUUCGCGUCAGACAAGGAGGCAGCGUUCUUUCGAACGGGAUGGGUGGCCUUGACUCUCAACGGCCUCGACGACACCAACGAAAUUCUCCAGUGGAGUAUGGUUCAGAAAAUAGUCUUCGAAUUUGCCGACUGCGCCUUCGUAAGCUUGUCUCCAGCACAGUCUGACGAAAUCGUUGAGAAGAAGGCAAUGUUGGAAGGCGAUGAGCAGCUGCUGCGGAAUCUCAUACACGGCGACCAGGAGCUGGAUUUUGAGGUAUACGAAGCGCUCCGACGAACAGCAGCACUAUACCGUGUGCUUGACGGCAGAGAUCCUUCCAUGGUCAAGCAGGACAACCGAACAGCCCGCAAGGCCGCUGGAUAUGAUCCUGCGGAGGAAAGCUCUACCGCAAAGUCCUAUCCGAUGAAGACUUUCACAUCGAUGAGGAGUGCAUGGGACUAUGCAUAUUACCCAUUCCCAGAGACUCGAGCCCUCGCUUGCGCAGCCGAUCAACUGAUCAAGCGUGAUAUGCGCGAGCCUGGUAUUCAAUCAGACGGUCUCCGAGCUUCGGAUCUGCACAACAUCCCGCGCGCUCACGUUCAGCCUAAAGCUUCCCUCAUUCUGGGCAAAAAGAUCCACGAGCGUCCAGUUCCACGACAAGUCCCCUCCAUAGCUCCACGAAAACUACAACGAAAGCCCGCCUUGUCGACAGGAAGAGAUUCGGCGAGCAAGCUCAGUGCCAGCUCGAGGUCACCACUGUCACCAAAGUUCGACGAGAAAUCACGCGUCAGCAAACCGUCUUCCCGACCACAACUGCCUACUACCAAACUGAGAGGUGGCGGCUAUGGUCCAGAACACUGGAUGAAUGCCAAGCAGUACUGGCCCAAGGAAAAGUUGGACGCCAUUCAAGACCUUGCAGACCUACUGCGCCUCCCAAUCUGGGAGCAGCGCCAAGCUGACUAUCUAGUCGGCGAUCUUCUGGUGAAAGCCAACUGGGAUGUCGACGAGGCUUUUGAGCUUUGGGAGGACAAGGGUGAGGGAAUCUCGACGAAUACUAUACGUGCUCCGAUCGUAGACCUCUCUUUUUCAACGGGAUAUGGUUCGGAGGAAAAGGAUCAGCUGCUACGACUUGCGGCUUUCGUGGAUAGCUCUGCAUAUGAGGACGACGACGAGUUUGAACAGGUACUUCUCCGCGCGCUGGAACGCAACGCCUGGAGGUGGGAAGACGCUCUAAGCGAUUUCUACGGAAGGUCUGAUGCUGCGGCGGCCGAUGAUCUCCCUCUGGAAGAUACUGGCUUGGAAACCCAGCUCUUCCUCGCAGGAGCGGAAGAUGACGACCAACACGGAUCUCCUGCACAAGACUCUAAUCAAGAGAACCAGCAGCCGAGGCGAAGCCCACGCCAAAGCCCCGUCGAUGCUGAGAAUCAACAACAAGACCCACCAUCCUUGUCUCACAGCAAUCAAGAGAACGAGCCGCCCGUCGAUGUGCCCGUGCGGCGCCAGACUCAACCUGAUCGACGAGCACUUCGCUCGAUUUCGCCACCUCCCGAAAACAUAAUUGAUUUGACUAAAGAGGACAAUAAUGAUCCUUUCUUCAGUGGCGCCGAUACCAUCUUACUCUCUCCAAAGAACAGGUCCAAUUGGCGAGCCGAGGAUCAAGGAAGCCCGACACUGGCUUUGUCCAGUAACCCGAAUCGACAUGUCAUGGGACCGGCGGUCCUCCCGGGACUGGAAGAUCAUGUCAGUGUUCUGGAAGACAACCCAAAUUCUCGCGAGUCGUCGUCCGGCCAGGGCAUGGCCGACCCCCUUCCUGCUGAAAGCGAGCAUCCGGGCCAGGAAUCGGUCGAAGCAUACGCUGGACACUGUCAUCGAUGUCCCUACUUCCCCGGAGAGUUCCACCACGUAUGUAACGGCCUUUGCAGUUCAUUGGACCUUAUAGCAGUGGACGGUCUGUGCGAGCACAUCCAGGACUUGCCGCCAGUCACAACGGAGGACGACGGACUUGCAGAGAUUCUCAUGCAGGGCUGCGACUCAAUCGCUGAACAAGUCAAGCUGCGGAAGAACGCAGGCCCCAGCUGGACCAACGCUAGAUUCCACGUGCAUCUGAGAAUGCUAAACGACGUUAGCUUCAGAUUGCUCAAACAUCGAAUCGGAACCAAAGACUUCCCGAACGGAGGAAUGAAAUUCACCGAAGCUUCGUGGCGGGAACGAUGUUCCUGGUCAAGCUUUCAGUACCCAAGCCCGAUGUUCGAGAAGCUAUUGCUCGAUAUCGGUAAGAGCGUAAGUAAGCUGCUGGACGAUGCCGAGAUAGACGUUGAUAAGCAGGAGAGAAAGCUCGCAGUACUCGUCAUGUUCAUGUUCUCAAGGUUCUACGGCAGAUCGCAGUUUUUCGGCGGCAGACGUGGAACAGGAGAGACCAUGCGUCCGCUCGGGAGAUACCACCAGCAUGCAGCACGGCUCCAGCGAAUCCUACGUCAGCUCGCAGGCCUCUUCCGCGAAUGCGAUGAGCUCAGUGGCAUCCCACGGAAUGCCCCGAGCCACUACUACUACCACGAAGCCAUGACAUUAGCCCAUGACGACUUACUAUUGGUUCGACGAGGACUUGGCGAGACCAUCACUGAGAAGGAGUGGGAAGACCCGCCGUUGUGGGAUCAGUACACCGGUCAUGAAGUUGAGGCAAAUGCCGACUUGUAUGCCGGUGCGCUGAGGGCGGCCACGUACCUGGAUCAGAUUCAGGAAUUCUUCGCCAAGGGCAGUGCGGAUGAUGGCGUCGACACCGAAGGUGUACAAAGGCUUCUGGCGGCAUUGAGGAGGGCGAUGUAUGUACCUGCGCCAGAGGAGGACGUCAACGAAGACACAUCAGCAGACCCAGCGCCUGCAGCGACGUCGGCAUCACCACGUCGUGAGAAGAGCCGUUCUCCAUCCGUUGUACGUAGGCCAUCACGACAUACGCCGCGUGGUAGCCCUGGUGGCAAGAGGAAGUCACCAGACGCAGUGCCGGCAACUACUGACGACCCUGCCGCCAAUAAAGACGCUCAGCCUCAUCAAGCAAGCGACAGAAGUCAGCAAGCCCAAAAAGCUCAGACAGCCCUGCCCGGCCUGAGUUUAGGGAUUACAAAGGCAGCGAAAGAGACCAAACCCACGCUCAUAGCGAAGCUACAGGCUGCCGACAAGGCUGACAAUACUGAGAAGCAGGCUCGUUUUGGGGACAUGCUGGUUCCUGAGAAGAAGAGUCCAACGAAGAAGAAGGGUAAGAAGGGUAAGAAGUAG
This is a messenger RNA of Cyphellophora attinorum, 3612 nucleotides long. RefSeq lists its product as uncharacterized. Lineage: Eukaryota; Fungi; Ascomycota; Eurotiomycetes; Chaetothyriales; Cyphellophoraceae. The record is from RefSeq and is a predicted model, not a curated record. The transcript has 4 exons. Bases 1 to 3612 code for a protein of 1203 amino acids.